CACUAGGGAAACCGCAGCAACUAGAAUGUAGUCGAUUUUCUGCGCUCUCCAUGUUGAAACAGAGCAACUUCUCCUCCGGCAGACUCCAACCGUCCGUCCGUCCCCCACCACCCAGCUGGUACCACAUCGCCCUGCUAUGACACUUGACUGGGAAGAGAUUUGCGAAACUGUAUGAGUGCUGACUCAACAAACGGUGAGACUGGUGGCUCCAACACAGGCCUCUGAAUGCUGUUGCUCCUGCAGUUCAGGUGAAAGGACAAGCAAGUUGUCAGGAUGAAGGAGGAGAAUUUGCUCCAACGGAGGCUUUCCCUUUGCCCUAGCACCACCUCUCCCCCUAAAAUUGACCCCCGGACCCUUACCCGGAACUUGUCUUAUGGAGGAGACAAUGACAUCUACAACUUCAGUCCAGGCAGUGAGACAGACAAGAACGCUCUCUCCGUGCUGAGUGGUGAACUUAGUCCUGCCCAAUCACCAGACAGCAAGUCUGAGUCCAGGAUGUUUAAUGGCGUUGAAAAGGACUGCCCCUCCCCCACCGAGAAGCUGGCUCGGAAAGAGUCUCUCAAGGUACAAAAGCAAAAUUAUCGACAAGAGAAGAAACGGGCAGCUAAGGAGCUCUCCACUGCACUGAAGGACCCCAGUGUUGUCGUCAUGUCCGAUUGGCUCAAGAUCCGCGGUUCUUUAAAGAGUUGGACCAAGUUGUGGUGUGCCUUAAGGCCUGGUGUGCUGUUGAUCUAUAAGACACCUAAAACGGACCACUGGGUGGGCACCAUCCUCCUUAGCGCAUGCAAGCUGAUCGAGAGACCCUCCAAGAAAGAUGGCUUCUGCUUCAAGCUCUACCACCCGCUGGAGAAAUCCAUCUGGGCUGUCAAGGGUCCAAAAGGAGAAAAUGUCGGUUCUAUUACGCAGCCUUUACCCAGCAACUACCUGAUCUUCAGAGCUGCGUCUGAGUCUGAUGGCCGGUGCUGGAUGGAUGCCCUGGAACUGACUCUAAGCAGUUCCAGUCUCUACAAGAUGACUCCCAAAGCUGGAAAAGAGGGUGAAAUCAGCAUGACUUCAGAGUCUUCACAUAUACUCCAGCUCCUGCAGUCUUCUCCACUCACCGACACAGAGCUGCAACAGUUGAAUGAGACGUCCCUGCUUGGCAAUAACAUGGAGCAUGACGGCUCGUCAGACAAAUCGGAGCGCGAGACCCAUGACGACUGGGACACCACGGGCAAUGAUAACGGUGGAAGGCUGACGGAGGAGAGCGACAUGGAGCAGUCAGACGAGAUGUCCCUUGGGCCACCAGCUACCGCUUAUGUGGAGCAGAGCGCAGAGGAGAUAACUGAGGCUGGUGAAUUUUCCCAAGUUGAGACUGUAUCAGAGGAGAAUAAGGGCUUAAUCUGGACCCUGCUGAAGCAGCUACGACCGGGCAUGGACCUGUCAAAGGUGGUGCUGCCGACCUUCAUCCUGGAACCGCGUUCCUUCCUGGAUAAGCUGUCUGACUACUAUUAUCACGCUGAUCUGCUUUCACAGGCUUCACUAGAAGAGAGUGCAUAUGGUCGGAUCAAGCAGGUGCUGAGAUGGUAUUUGUCUGGCUUCUACAAAAAGCCCAAGGGUCUGAAAAAGCCUUACAAUCCAAUCCUGGGGGAGACGUUUCGCUGCUGCUGGCUUCAUCCUCAGACAGACAGCUGCACAUUCUACAUAGCAGAGCAGCUGUCGCACCAUCCCCCCAUCUCUGCCUUUCAUGUCUGCAACAGGAAGGAUGGUUUCUGUAUCAGUGGAAGCAUCCUGGCCAAGUCCAAGUUCUAUGGUAACUCUCUCUCAGCUAUUCUAGAUGGCAAAGCCAGACUUCUGUUCCUGAGCAGAGAUGAGGAGUAUGUCAUCACCAUGCCCUACGCUCACUGCAAAGGUAUCUUGUAUGGCACUAUGACGCUAGAGUUGGGAGGGAAAGUUACUGUCGAAUGUAAGAAGACGAAAUGUUUUGCAGAGCUGGAGUUCAAAUUAAAGCCAUUCCUCGCAUACUCCGGCUCGGUAAAUCAGAUCAGCGGGAAGAUUGUUAUGGGAGACGAAUUAAUGGCCACCAUAGAUGGACACUGGGACAGUGAGGUUUUUAUUCAAGAGAAGCACACCGGCCAGCAGGAAACUUUAUGGAACCCAACUCCAGACAUCCGCAGCAGGCGCCUCAAACGACAGGUGGUCCACCUAGACCAGCAGGGCGAGUUUGAGUCUGAAAGACUGUGGCAGCACGUGACCAGCGCCAUCCUGGAUCGGGACCAAGUGAGGGCGACACAGGAGAAGUUUGUCCUGGAGGAGGCUCAGCGGAGAGAAGCAAAGGAGAGAGGAGAGAGAUCCUGGAUCCCAAAACUCUUCCAGCAGGAUCCCGUCACCUCUGAGUGGACUUACAAGCACCUGGAUGCUCGGCCGUGGGACACUGAGGUUUGUCUCGUUCAGUUUGAGAAGGAUGGAAUGAUUCAGACGCAGGAGAAAAUCCAGAGGCAAGAAAAUGGGUUUUCUUACAGCCACAGCUGGACCAGCCAACACAAGGCGGAGAUAAAUGGAAAGCACAGGAAGGCCAGCAGCCAGCCGUCCACGUGCAGCCAGAACACUGAGAGCAGCAGCACCACACCAGAACCAACGCAUGAGUCCUCUGAUAAUGAAGGUGAGGGCUUUUCAACCCAGUGUCCCCUCUGCAGUAAGGAGGUGAAGGACAUUGCUCUCAUUGAGGCCUCCAUCACAUCCAUCAAGAAGACGCAGCAAGAUAUUCAAAGGAACCUGGUGGCUCUGGGUCAUCAGCUGUCUCUGCAGAGGGCCACAGGUGACAGCAUGUCCUUAACCGGCCGCCACUGCCUCAUCCUCUGCGUUCUGCUCCUCUCCCAGCUCCUUCUCAACUACGUCUUCACCUGAGCCAGCUCCUACGGGGAGAAGUUUCCCUCCAGCGCCGGUCUGGCUUUAAAGCUUCCAUAAAAGCACACAGACUCUGAUCAAGCAGAUGGAGACCUCAGAUUAGCGCUUGGAGGGAAGCUUUCUCCUUUGUGUCCUUCGUAAGAGGAGGAGCACGGACUUAAUAGCAAUAAACACAGCCACAGCAACCGCCUGUCAGUCACCUGCAUAGAGGAACGGCACCUCCUGGUGUAGCCAGACUGAAACAGCACCGGCACCAACGCACUUUGGACAGGAAAGGGAAAUUACGAGCACCGCUAGAAAGAUUAAAAAUGUGCAUAAUUUUGAUAAAAGAAAUGAUAGAAAGGAUGUUUUCACCAUUCCUUCAUGUCGUUUUGCAAUAUAUUUCCCUGCAAUACUGUUCAUCUGUGAGCGUGCCUCUGUAUGUGUGUUGUUUAUAUCAUCACUAGGCCCUAUGGGCACAAGGGACUUCUCCUGCAUCCCUUCCACUCCAGACGUUGGGCCUUAACAAUGAAGCCAAAAAGAGGAAAAGUACUGGAAAUAAUUAACAAAUGAAGAAAGAAUGUCUUCAAACUGUGCAAUUGUCUUUUUUUGUAUCAAUGUUCACUCAAAUACACUCUGUCUCAUCUUUUUAAUGAUAAUGAUUUUACCAAAACAGUAUUUAUAAUCUGAAAGGACAAAGAGUACUUGUUUACAGGGAGAACUAGAUGUGCUCUCUGUGACGCAUCGGAAGAAACUAAGGAUAACUGGAGUGAGGCAGGGCAGAGCCAGAGUGUCUUUAUAUUCGUGUGCCUGCUUUAUCUGAAGGGGUCGUUGGUUUUGACCACUAAACUAGUGCGUACAAUCAGUCACAGUUUGUGAAGGAAGGAACACAGGGAAACAUGAGUAUAUGAACCUAAGAGAAGGGACUUCUGUGUGCGUCUUGGUCGACACCACCUUCAAGUGACUGUCUUAGAUGUAAACACUGAGUAAAAAAAUAAGGAGUUUUCACUUUUAAUCAGUUUGUAUAUAUUUGUCUUGCCGUAAAUUUUAAAGAGGUUUGAGAAUGUAUUUAUUAGGGGAUUGGCCGUGUCUUCACUAAUUCAGGACAAAGGACCUGGAACAACAAUCACUCCUCGGGGGUUCGUCAGUUCGUUCAGUUGUGUGCUUGAGUGUGAUUGAGCCAGGAAGUCUUAAUAAAACAAAUACAGCUAUGAUAGUGAAUCUGAGUGGUUAGGUUCGGAGUUAUGUUCUGAUCAACAGUACUCUGCAGAGAACCAACAGCACAACAAUAAAAGUUCUAUGAAUGCUUGGAUUAACACCUUAAA
Girardinichthys multiradiatus is the source of this 4190-nucleotide messenger RNA. RefSeq names its product oxysterol binding protein-like 5 (gene osbpl5). Gene Ontology annotation, molecular function: sterol binding. Lineage: Eukaryota; Metazoa; Chordata; Actinopteri; Cyprinodontiformes; Goodeidae. Bases 274 to 2886 code for a protein of 870 amino acids. The transcript has 23 exons. Gene Ontology annotation, cellular component: membrane; cytosol; intracellular membrane-bounded organelle. The record is from RefSeq and is a predicted model, not a curated record. Gene Ontology annotation, biological process: phospholipid transport.